Pteronotus mesoamericanus is the source of this 996-nucleotide messenger RNA. It is a transcript of the gene CUNH3orf62, whose product is annotated as chromosome unknown C3orf62 homolog. The record is from RefSeq and is a predicted model, not a curated record. The transcript has 3 exons. Bases 37 to 849 code for a protein of 270 amino acids. Lineage: Eukaryota; Metazoa; Chordata; Mammalia; Chiroptera; Mormoopidae.
UGAAACGCUGUCGUUCUCGUGUUGCUCUUCAUUUCCAUGUGUUACAUAAUGAAGACGUGGUCGUUUUUAGGGGAAAUGUCAGAAAAACUGAGAAGAUGCAGAAAGGAGCUGACUGCAGCUAUUGACCGGGCCUUUGAGGGAGUCAGUCGCGCCCAGCAGCGCGCUGGGCGGCGGAAGCUGGAGCUGGACGCCGCGCCGCCGCGCUCCGUCCCCGCCGCGGGCCGCGGGCCGCGCUGCUGCCCAGGGCUGCCGCUGGCCGCCACCGGCGCCGCCGCUCCUCUGGCUCCGGCCCCCUGCGCUCCGGAGGCCGAGGGCCCGGCCUCCGCACCCAGCCUCGCCCCGGUGAACGCAAAGCCACAGGCCGUGUGUCCGCAGAGGAAACCCCUGAGCAGCAAGGAGAACGUACUGCUGCACUCCUCCAUUUUGGCACCGGAAAGGCAGCUGUGGAGGGCGGCGGGGGACGGGGAGAGCUGGAGGAGAGACGGCCUCAGGAAAGAUACAGAGAAAGAUUUGAAGGUUGACUCAAAUAUGCCACUAAGCAACUCUAGCCAGGAGGUCACAAAAGAUCUGCUGGAUAUCAUCGACAAUACAAGCAUCCGAACUAUUGAAGAAUUGGCUGGAAAACUAGAAUUUGAAAACGAGUUGAACCGUGUGUGUGACCCCUGCAAAGAUUCGCCCUUCACGGAGGAAGCCUGGGCACUGCUCAUGGACGAGAGCCCGCAGAAGGUCUCGGAGGUGGAGCCCAGCAGCCUCCGGCCGGCUUUCGAUGAUCACAGCAUUGUGGAGACAAUCCUGGACUUGGAAGAGGACUACAAUUUGAUGGCCCCUUUUAAAUACCACACUGAGUAAGGACAGCUGCCUUCAGAAGCUGACGUUAGGUGGCUGCAGAGGUAGCAAGUCACAUUUUUCAAAGGGUUGGUAGAAUCUGAAUCACCACACCCUUCUUUUUUUAAAUAAUUAUUUAUUGAUUUUGAGAGAGCAAAACAUUGACUUACU